GUUUUCCCAGGAUGGGGAACCUCGUUGGUGGUCUAUUAAAUUCGGCAUGAGCUCUGCAUCCUGCUGGAUUUUGAGCGGACGGCAUGUUGGAACCCCUACUCCCAGGGGGACUGCUGCAGUGCCUUUCGAAUAAACCAAUAUCGCGUCGCAGAAGUCAUGGAGUAAGAAUGGUGUAUAAAUAUUACCGGCUCAAGGCGCUUCUGUGCUUUUUUUGAAAACCGGUCCCUCAUCGACACUUGGAAGUCAAGGCGUGCCAACCCGGCAAUAGUUUGUGAUGUCACCUCUCCGGAAUCCGCGCUAUCUCUUUAUCUCUCGUCUCGAAGGAUGGCCGGAGCUCUCUAACUUCAAGUAUGAUGAAUCAGCAACGAUUGAUCUUUGACACCGCUGCACUCAACGGUGGCCUUCUGACAAAGACAUUGUAUCUCUCUGUGGAUCCGUACAUGCGUGGACGCAUGGAGCCAGGGAGAUUCAUGUCCUGGAUUCCAGGCCACCCCUGGAACGGUUUCGGUAUCUGCGAAGUUCUUCGGAGCGAACUGCCUGGGUUCGAGAAGGGGGACCUGUUGCAUGGCGCGAUAUGGGUGGUCGGAUCCGUCGUAUGCCAACUUGCCAAAGCUAUGGGUCUUCGUGUGCUCGGAUCGACCGGCUCCGACCAGAAGGCAUUCAACUACAAGACUGCAUCCGUAGAGGAAGAGAUCGAGAAUUUCGGUGAACUCGACAUUUACUGGGAUAACGUGGGUGGGAAGAUGCUGGAUACGGCAAUGGCGCAUAUGAAAGAAGGAGGGCGGAUUGUCGUAUGUGGCCAAAUCUCGGAGUAUAACAUUCCCGACGAAGAAAAGUAUGGCAUAAAGCAUAUAUGGAAUAUGGUCUACAGAGAGCUCAAGAUGCAGGGCUUGUACGUAUUCACCUUUGAGCAACAAUACGUGGAGGAGUUCUACGCGACCGUGCCCAAGAUGGUGGCGGACGGCAAGUUGAAGUAUACCGAAGACAUCACGGUUGGGCUUGAGCAUGCAGGCGAGGUGCUGUUGAAGUUGCUCCACGGUCAAAACAUUGGCAAGGCUAUUAUCCAAAUGCAAGCGUAA
Dacryopinax primogenitus is the source of this 1079-nucleotide messenger RNA. RefSeq names its product NADP-binding protein. Gene Ontology annotation, molecular function: oxidoreductase activity, acting on the CH-CH group of donors, NAD or NADP as acceptor. Lineage: Eukaryota; Fungi; Basidiomycota; Dacrymycetes; Dacrymycetales; Dacrymycetaceae. Bases 351 to 1079 code for a protein of 242 amino acids. The transcript has 5 exons. The record is from RefSeq and is a predicted model, not a curated record.